CCGGGGGGAACCAGUCCGCGCCUGACACGGGGGAAGACGAUGAAGCUGUAGAGAUGCUUCCCUACGUGAUCGCCACCCUGGGCUCAGCAGGGGCCACCUGCAAAGCCUCCACAUGUAACAACAGCACCAAGGACUACUGCUACAGCGCCCGCAUCCGCAGCACUGUGCUGCAGGGGCUGCCCUUCGGUGGGGUGCCCACCGUCCUAGCCCUUGACUUCAUGUGCUUUCUCGCACUGUUGUUUGUCUUUUCAAUUUUGCGUAAAGUUGCUUGGGACUAUGGACGCCUGGCCCUGGUGACUGAUGCUGACAGGCGCCGACGCUGGCAGACGGAGCGAGAGGAGCGGGAAUACGUAGCCUCCGCCCUGCACUCCGACAACCAUGACCGCUAUGAGCGCCUCACCUCUGUCUCCAGCUCUGUGGACUUUGACCAGAGGGACAACGGUUUCUGCUCCUGGCUGACAGCCAUCUUCAGGAUAAAGGAUGACGAGAUCCGGGACAAGUGUGGGGGUGAUGCAGUGCAUUACCUGUCCUUCCAGAGGCACAUCAUUGGGCUGCUGGUGGCUGUGGGUGUGCUCUCCGUGGGCAUCGUGUUACCUGUCAACUUCUCAGGGGACCUGCUAGAAAACAACGCCUACAGCUUUGGGAGGACAACUAUCGCUAACCUGAAUUCUGGGAAUAACCUGCUGUGGCUGCACACAUCUUUUGCCUUCCUGUACCUGCUGCUGACGGUGUACAGCAUGCGCCGGCACACUUCCAAGAUGCGCUACAAAGAGGAUGACUUGGUUAAGCGAACUCUCUUCAUCAAUGGGAUCUCAAAAUAUGCUGAGCCAGAGAAGAUCAAGAAGCAUUUUGAGGAGGCCUAUGCCAACUGCACUGUCCUGGAGGCCCGUCCCUGCUAUGAUGUGGCCCGGCUGAUGUUCCUUGAUGCAGAGAGGAAGAAAGCUGAGCGCGGGCGAAUCUACUUCACCAACCUUCAGAGCAAGGAGAACACACCGUCCAUGAUCAACCCCAAGCCCUGUGGCCACCUGUGCUGCUGUGUCAUCAGGGGCUGUGAGGAGGUGGAGGCCAUUGAGUACUACACCAAGCUGGAGGAGAAGCUCAAAGAUGACUACAAGCGCGAGAAGGAGAAGGUGAACGAGAAGCCUCUGGGGAUGGCUUUUGUCACCUUCCACAAUGAGACCAUCACAGCCAUAAUCCUCAAAGACUUCAAUGCUUGCAAGUGUCAGGGCUGUGCAUGCCAUGGGGAGCCCAGGGCCUCCUCCUGCAGCGAGUCCCUCCACGUCUCCAACUGGACUGUCAGCUAUGCCCCCGACCCACAGAACAUCUACUGGGAACAUCUCUCCAUCCGGGGCUUCAUCUGGUGGAUCCGCUGCCUGGUGAUCAACGUGGUCCUCUUCAUCCUCCUCUUCUUCCUCACCACCCCUGCUAUCAUCAUCACCACUAUGGACAAGUUCAACGUCACCAAGCCCGUGGAGUACCUCAAUAAUCCUAUCAUCACCCAGUUCUUCCCCACCCUGCUGCUGUGGUGCUUCUCUGCGCUGCUGCCCACUAUCGUGUAUUACUCUGCCUUCUUUGAAGCACACUGGACCAGGUCUGGAGAGAACAGGACAACCAUGCACAAGUGUUACACCUUCCUCAUCUUCAUGGUCUUGCUGCUGCCAUCACUGGGCCUGAGCAGCUUGGAUGUGUUUUUCCGCUGGUUGUUUGACAAAAAAUUCCUUGCCGAAGCUGCCGUGCGAUUUGAGUGUGUGUUCCUGCCGGACAACGGGGCCUUCUUUGUCAACUAUGUCAUUGCCUCUGCCUUCAUCGGGAACGCCAUGGACCUGUUGCGCAUCCCCGGCUUGCUCAUGUACAUGAUACGCCUCUGCCUGGCCCGCUCAGCCGCCGAGCGGAGGAAUGUCAAGCGACACCAGGCCUACGAGUUCCAGUUUGGGGCUGCUUACGCCUGGAUGAUGUGCGUCUUCACUGUGGUCAUGACAUACAGCAUCACCUGCCCCAUCAUUGUCCCCUUUGGGCUCAUGUACAUGCUGCUUAAGCACCUGGUGGACCGAUACAACCUGUAUUAUGCUUACCUGCCUGCCAAGCUGGACAAGAAGAUCCAUUCAGGGGCUGUGAACCAGGUGGUGGCAGCCCCCAUCCUCUGCCUCUUCUGGCUUCUCUUCUUCUCCACCAUGCGCACAGGGUUCCUGGCCCCCACUUCCAUGUUCACUUUCGUGGUCCUUGUGAUCACCAUUGUGAUCUGCCUGUGUCACGUCUGCUUCGGGCACUUUAAAUACCUCAGCGCUCACAACUACAAGAUUGACCACACAGAGGUGGACACCAUAGAAAACAGGCAGAAUGGGAGACCUGCCACCAGUCUGCCAGCUCCCAAAUCAGCUAAGUACAUCGCCCAAGUGCUGCAGGACUCCUCGCCGGAGGGCGAAGCCACCGAGUCAGAGGAGCAGGGGUCGCAAGACGAGGAGCUCAUCAACGCAGAUGGCAUGAAUGACACGGAUUUCCAGUCGUGUGAAGACAGCCUGAUAGAGAACGAGAUCCACCAGUAGGGACCUUGGAGGGAGGGAGGGGAAGGAGGCACAGGAGCGGGGCAGGCUGUGCCCAUGGAGACCUAGGGAGAGGCACCGACCUAGGGAGAGGCACGGAGGGUGCUGGCCACUGCCCUUGCCCACCCACCCCGGCGCUGCUGCCUUCAGUGAGGGCAGGGGCCCUGCCGCAAGCUCUCCAUUUCCCUGCCCCUCCACCCCUGCAUCGGCCCCACAGCUCCUCGGGCAUGCUCUUUACUAGCUACCUUCUUUAAGGUGUCCCUGGACCCCAAAACCCCAGGGUCUGGGGAGGAGGGGGACUGUGAUCCCCAUGGUGCUGCUCUGGAGCUGCAGGGAGGAGGAAGGCUGGGUGCCUUGUGGGGAGGGGUGCAAGGGGAACCUUUGGGGGCUCCUCAGCAGGUCUCUCUGUCCCCCAUCCUCCUGGUGAGAAACACUAAUAAUUUAUUAGAUUUACAGGAAGGUGACAAACAAAAAGCUUUAGUUAGUGUAUUGGAAGUCCCCCCCUAGGGAGGAGGGGUGGCUUUUGUUGCACCUUCUCCCUGUGCCCAUGUGUGCCCUUUCUUAACCCCUUGCAGCAUCCCCUUGGUGUAGCAUGUCAGGAGCUUGGGCCAGGCGCCUGGGGUGGUGACAGAGACCUCCCCCCACAGGGAAGGUGACAGCCUGGCCUUGCAGUCAGAGGCAUCAUCACCCCAGGGAAGGGGCAUGGGGUUGGUGUGAGCUGAGCAGCCCCUUGCAGGGUAAGGGGUGCUGAGGGCAUUUCUCAUGGGCAGGAGGAGGUGCAGGCAGCCUCUCCCCCAGGUCCUGUCCCCUCCUCCCCCAGGGGCACAGGCAGGGGAUUGCAGCAUCAUUUUAAGUGGC
Gavia stellata (red-throated loon) is the source of this 3398-nucleotide messenger RNA. RefSeq names its product transmembrane protein 63B (gene TMEM63B). Bases 54 to 2543 code for a protein of 829 amino acids. Gene Ontology annotation, molecular function: calcium-activated cation channel activity. Gene Ontology annotation, cellular component: plasma membrane. NCBI's taxonomy places the organism in Eukaryota, Metazoa, Chordata, Aves, Gaviiformes, Gaviidae. The record is from RefSeq and is a predicted model, not a curated record. The transcript is spliced from 24 exons.